Molecule: messenger RNA, 1500 nt
Organism: Helicoverpa zea (corn earworm)
Lineage: Eukaryota; Metazoa; Arthropoda; Insecta; Lepidoptera; Noctuidae
Gene: Gasp
Product: protein obstructor-E
Exons: 5
Coding region: 79-864 (261 amino acids)
Cellular component (GO): extracellular region
Molecular function (GO): chitin binding
Source: RefSeq, a predicted model, not a curated record
CGCCCAUUCACCCGCUCGCAGUGUGUGCUUGAACGUUACAGUGUCCACUUGACUCGUGCAAGGACUUACAGUUAAAUCAUGAAUUCACGGUGUUUAAUAGUGCUAGCAGCCGCCCUCGGCGUGGCGGUCGGCCAGGAGAGCUUCAAAUGCCCGGAUGACUUCGGCUUCUACCCCCACCACAUCUCUUGCGACAAGUACUGGAAGUGUGACAACGGAGUCGCUGAACUCAAGACUUGCGGCAACGGUCUCGCCUUCGACGCCACCGACUCCAAAUACCUGACUGAGAACUGCGACUACCUCCACAACGUCGAGUGCGGCGAGAGGACACAGCUCGAGCCUCCGAUCUCAACCCCUCACUGCCAGAGGCUCUACGGUAUCUUCCCUGAUGAGGCCAAAUGCGACGUGUUCUGGAACUGCUGGAACGGUGAAGCUUCUCGCUACCAGUGCAGCCCCGGACUCGCCUACGACAGAGAAUCCCGUGUGUGCAUGUGGGCUGACCAGGUCCCCGAGUGCAAGAACGAGGAAGUAGCGAACGGUUUCUCUUGCCCCGCUCCCGGUGAGGUGUCAAACGCUGGCUCCUUCAGCCGUCACGCCCACCCCGAAGACUGCCGCAAGUACUACAUCUGUCUGGAGGGAGUCGCCCGCGAGUACGGAUGCCCCAUCGGCACCGUGUUCAAGAUCGGAGAUGCUGACGGCACAGGCAACUGCGAAGACCCCGAAGAUGUUCCCGGAUGCGAGGACUACUACGGGGAUCUGGAUCUGAAGACGAUCCGCAAGAGCGAGCUGCUCGCCGGCCUCCAGCAAGACGGCCAGACCCGCAACACGCCCAAGCAGCUCAAACCCCGCCCCCAAAAGGAGAACUAAAUACAAUCCCCCACCCCCUAACCUUUUAAUACUCACAUAGUUAACUAUAAACCAAUACUCUUCGCGCACUACGAGCAACUCCUAAUCUGACAGUUCUGGCUGAAUACAGAUCGUACAUUUGCUUUGUUAAAAAGAAAUCGUUGCUCAUGGUGUGUGGAGAUCGUGUUCCAGGUUCAAAAAUAUUCGAUUGUUUAGUGAGUGAGCUACAGUUGAUAUGUAUCACUUCUAGUUGCCAAAUACUUCUCGUUGUAGCUUCUUCGAACAGUUUCAUUGAGGCAAGUUAGGAAAUUAGUAAAACCAUACAGCGAUAGAUAUAUUUAUUAAUUUACAGUAUACCUAGUAUUUAUAGAGUCCUUUCAACAUUAUUAUAUCGAAACCAGUUAACCGAGCCUGUAUAAAGUUUGCACCAGAAACAACUCGAGCGUAUAGAGUUGUUUUGCAUUUAUGAUAAAAGUAGAUCUGUUUAAACCCAUGAGAACAUCGAUAUACUAUUGUAUCAGUUUGAAUACCAUGACCUUGUAAAUAUAUUAUUGUACUGAAUUAUUUCGCUGCGACUGAGUGUUGUUGUUUGAUAGAAACUGUAAUACUUAAGUUUUAUUUUUAGUGAUAAAAUAAACAAAAAUUUAUAAAAAUUAA